AUGUUCGGCUACACGGGACGCGGGGGACCUUCGAGAGGAAUCGCGGAUGAAGAGAUUGCAAAGCUGGAGGCUGAAAGGGCAAGAAAGCAGGCAACGCUCGCGCUCGGCAUCUUCAGAAUCUGUCGCGACUAUAUCAACCAGGAGCUCAAGGAGCACGCGCCGCAGAAGUCCAUCAGACUCGCAAUCCAGAUCACCGUCUCCGCGCCGUGGUCUCCGCCACGGCAGCCCGUCGAGAACUAUCGCUCCCGAGAUGACUCGCCUCCUCGAAGAUAUGACGGCAAUAGGACCACGCGCCGGGAACGAAGGUUCUCUUCCGUGUCCAAAGGAUCCAGAGAUUCGCGGCCCCGUCACAGAGAUACAUCAAGGUCGCCAGAUGCCAACAGGCCGCGCUAUCGCGAGGACAAGCGCGAGUCUGAGCCGCAGAGAGAUAAUCGGGCUGGCCUCGAGGGCCCAGGACAGCAGCGGGAGCGUAGCCUGAGCCCCUUCAGCAAACGUGUAGCAUUGACCCGGUCCAGGGCUCCUUGA
This is a messenger RNA of Emericellopsis cladophorae, 525 nucleotides long. RefSeq lists its product as uncharacterized. The coding region runs from base 1 to 525 and encodes 174 amino acids. Lineage: Eukaryota; Fungi; Ascomycota; Sordariomycetes; Hypocreales; Bionectriaceae. The record is from RefSeq and is a predicted model, not a curated record. The transcript has 4 exons.